AUGCCUAAGUAUGAAAAAAAUGAAGGAUAUAAAAUUGUCGUUUCAGCUAACUAGACAUUCUCAGUUCAUCUUUUGUUAAAACGAGAUAAGAUUUUUAUAACAAAAGAAUUUGAUAUCAAUGUCUCUAAUCAAUAGUCAGAGUCGAUAUCAGACUUUCAUUCUGCUUUUACACUCGAUAUCUAGAACCACAUUGUUUUAUUCAACAAAUAGCAUGCUCUUAUAUUGGAUCUUAAAAAUCGUAAAGUUAAUUAAGUAGAUGACCUAAAUUGCUAAGGAUUUAUCCUGUUCAAUAAAUUUAUUAACUAUGCAGUCUGUUAUGAAUCACCUACUUCUCCUUCAUAAGGACUUAAAAUGAUAGAUACCAUUGCUUUAUCUGAAUCUAAUGAAAUUAAAAUGCUUUUACUUAAAGAGGAAGAUAUUGGAGCAUAUUCAAAUAUCUACUUUGACUCAGACAUUUCUAGAAUUUGUUUCAUGUAGUCCGCUCACCAUAUUAUUAUUACUCCUUACAUGCACACUAAUAUUAAUAAAUUCAUGGGAAUGGGAAACCCAGCAGAUUAUCUAUUUCAUAAAGUAAAGGAUCAUAAAAUGAUGGCUUUAAGAAAAAAUGGUGAGUUAGUAACCUGGAACAUUUGCAAUGGAAAAUAUCUAAGUUCAUUUUUGCAAACAUAAAAAUAGCAUGACUAUAAUGAUUACGAUUACUAUACACACAGCAGUGAUAGAUUAAUUUUAAUGUCGAAGACAGAAAUAAAUGACUGCAUUGACGAAUGGUUUUUCAGUAAAAGUUAAUUAGCUACAUCAUUCGAUGAAUAGAUUCCAGUAAUCAAGGCAACAACUCACAAAUUCCACAGGUUCUUGCUAAUUGAUAUUGAGGACUCAAUGACUGUAAAGUAGCAAUGA
Molecule: messenger RNA, 897 nt
Organism: Stylonychia lemnae
Lineage: Eukaryota; Ciliophora; Spirotrichea; Sporadotrichida; Oxytrichidae
Source: the annotation of a GenBank genome assembly